Messenger RNA from Taeniopygia guttata (zebra finch), 6755 nucleotides. It is a transcript of the gene PLEKHA5, whose product is annotated as pleckstrin homology domain containing A5. Gene Ontology annotation, molecular function: protein binding; phosphatidylinositol-3-phosphate binding; phosphatidylinositol-5-phosphate binding. The record is from RefSeq and is a predicted model, not a curated record. NCBI's taxonomy places the organism in Eukaryota, Metazoa, Chordata, Aves, Passeriformes, Estrildidae. Gene Ontology annotation, cellular component: cytosol.
UUCGGCUCUGCCCGGCUCUGCCCGGCUCUGCCCGGCUCUGCCCGGCUCUGCCCGGCUCUCCCGGCUGCGGCUGCCCGGCCAUGGCGGAGCUGAGCGCGGAGCGGCUGCGGGCGCUGCCCGGCAGCUGGAGUUACGGGAUCAGCCAGGGCGGCCGCGUCUUCUUCAUCAACGAGGAGGCGAAGAGCACGACCUGGCUGCACCCGCUCACCGGCGAGGCCGUGAUCACCGGGCACCGCCGCAGCGCAGACUUACCCACAGGUUGGGAGGAAGCCUAUACUUUUGAAGGUGCAAGAUAUUAUGUAAAUCAUAAUGAACGAAAAGUAACCUGCAAACAUCCAGUGACAGGACAGCCAUCACAGGACAACUGUAUUUUUGUUGUGAAUGAGCAGACUGCUGCAGCAAUGUCAUCUGAAGAAAAGAAGGAGCGACCAGUAAGCAUGAUAUGUGAAGCAACUAACUAUAAUCUGACAUCAGAUUAUGCUGCUCAUCCAAUGAGCCCUGUGGGCAGAACAUCACGAUCUUCAAAGAAGGUUCAUAAUUUUGGGAAGAGAUCGAACUCCAUAAAGAGAAAUCCUAAUGCACCAGUUGUCAGACGAGGCUGGCUCUACAAACAGGACAGCACUGGAAUGAAGCUGUGGAAGAAGCGCUGGUUUGUGCUCUCAGAUCUGUGUCUCUUCUAUUACAGAGAUGAGAAGGAAGAAGGAAUCCUGGGGAGCAUACUUCUGCCUAGUUUCCAGAUAUCUGUGCUGUCUGCUGAGGACCACAUUAACCGCAAAUACGCCUUUAAGGCAGCUCAUCCAAACAUGAGGACCUAUUAUUUCUGCACAGAUACAGGGAAGGAGAUGGAGUUGUGGAUGAAAGCCAUGAUAGAUGCAGCACUUGUGCAAACAGAGCCUGUGAAAAGAAUAGAGAAGUUCACUGUUGAAAAUACAUCACCUCGAGAGGCAAAUAACAUUUCAAACCAUCGGGUGCUAAUUAAGCCAGAGGCACAAAACAACCAGAAAAACAAAGAAGUGAACAAAAACGAGGAGAAGAAAGCUUUGGAAGCUGAAAAGUACGGAUUCCAGAAAGUCGGGCAAGACAAACCGUUAACAAAAAUCAACAGCGUGAAGCUGAACCCUUUGGGAUCCGAGUACAGGACUUUGCCCAUAAGCACAAUUCCAGGUGGGCACUUCAGGCCUGUCCAUUUGAAUGGCUCUGAGAGUAAAUCCAUGGGAGUGGUGCUGGCAGAUGUUGGGGAUGGGGCCCAUCACAACGCGGUGCCGGCGCACGCCGAGUCCGAGCGGGUCAUGCAGAGAACCAACUCCAUGCUGCAGCUGGAGCAGUGGAUUAAAAUCCAGAGGGGGAAAGGACAUGAGGAGGAAACAAGAGGCAUCAUCUCCUACCAGACACUGCCGAGGAACAUGCCAAGCCAUCGAGCUCAGGUGCUGCCCCGGUACCCAGAGGGGUACAGGACACUGCCAAGGAACAGCAAGACACGUCCAGAAAGCCUCUGCAGCGUGGCUCCCUCGGCGUACGACAGAGCCGCGGGGCCCGCGAGCGCCGAGGACAAGCGGCGCUCCAUGCGCGACGACACGAUGUGGCAGCUCUACGAGUGGCAGCAGCGCCAGUUCUACAACAAGCAGAGCACUCUCAGCAGGCACGGCACCCUGAGCAGCCCAAAAACCAUGAUCAACAUCUCUGAUCAGACCAUGCACUCCAUUCCCACGUCCCCCUCGCACGGCUCCAUCGCCGCGUUCCAGGGAUACUCCCCGCAGCGGACGUACCGCUCGGAGGUGUCGUCGCCAGUGCAGAGGGGAGAUGUAACCAUCGACCGCAGGCACAGGACACACCACACAAAGCAUGUCUUUGUGCCUGACAGAAGGUCGAUGCCAGCAGGUCUGAGUUUACAGCCUGUUACUUCUCAGAGCCUCCAAGGCAAAACACCGGAGGAGCUGACGCUGCUGCUCAUAAAGCUGAGACGGCAGCAGGCGGAGCUGAGUAGUAUCCGGGAGCACACACUAGCACAGCUCAUGCAGCUAAAGCUUGAGGCCAGCAGCCCAAAGAAUGAGAUUCUUUCACAUCACCUUCAAAGGAAUGCCAUAUAUUUGGAUCACCAGAUGAAAGAGAAUGAACCUUUAAUCACCAUGGUUCACACUAUGAUUGAGAACUCGGCGCUAAGACCGCAACUGUACCAUCAAUUAACACAAGAAGAAUGUAGGGGUACACUAUACAAAUAUAGAACUGAAGAGCUGGACAUUGAUGCUAAGCUUAGCCGUUUAUGUGAACAGGAUAAAGUCGUGCAAGCACUGGAGGAGAAGCUCCAACAGCUACACAAGGAGAAAUACACGCUUGAGCAAGCUUUGCUAUCAGCAAGCCAGGAGAUAGAAAUGAAUGCAGAUAACCCAGCAGCCAUCCAGAAUGUUGUCCUACAGAGAGAUGACUUGCAGAACGGGCUGCUCAGCACUUGUCGGGAGGUGUCCCGAGCCACUGCAGAACUGGAAAGAGCUUGGAGAGAAUAUGAUAAAUUGGAGUAUGAUGUAACUAUAACAAGGAACCACAUGCAAGAGCAGCUCGAUCGGCUUGGAGAAAUCCAGACUGAAUCAGCAGGGAUACAGCGUGCUCAGAUUCAGAAGGAACUGUGGAGAAUUCAGGAUGUCAUGGAGGGUUUACUUAAACAUAAACAGCAAAGAAGCUCUUCUGAGGCAGGCAUCAUGAUAUCAAGGACAUUUUCUUCUAUUAAAUAUAAAAAUGAGGAAGAGGAAGUAGUCCCACCUCGUCCUCCACUCCCUCGGUCCUAUGACUUUACAGAGCAUCCUCCCAUAAUCCCCCCUCUGCCCAGUGAUAGCAGCUCCUUGCUCUGUUAUAGCAGGGGCCCAGUACAUCUGACAGAAGAAAAGAAGAUGUACCAAGUUCAAGGAUAUCAGAGAAAUGGAUCUUACUGUGGUCCUGAUUAUAGGCUUUAUAAGAGUGAACCCGAAUUAACUACAGUAGCAGAAGUGGAUGAGUCUAAUGGUGAAGAAAAAACAGAACCAGUUUCAGAAUCAGAAUCUUCUGCUAAAGGCUCACAUUUCCCUGUGGGAGUUGUACCACCCAGAACCAAAUCCCCAACACCAGAGUCCUCAACAAUAGCAUCCUAUGUCACUUUGAGGAAGAAUAAGAAGAUAGAUCUAAGAACGGAAAGACCAAGGAGUGCAGUGGAGCAGCUGUGCCUUGCAGAAGGCUCACGGCCUCGAAUGACUGUGGAGGAACAGAUGGAAAGAAUAAAGAGGCACCAACAAGCUUGUCUGAGAGAGAAGAGGAAAGGACUCAAUAUUAUUGGUGUUUCAGAGCAGCCUCCCUCCCAGAGCUUGUCCCAUGUCAGGGAUAAUCCACUCAAGCUGGCACAGAAUCGGAAAAAGGAUGAUACAGUAUCUGCUAACAUGAAGGAGUUAGAGAGCACCAGCAGAGAAAAUAAUUUGAAACAAAAAAAUGGAAGUCCUGGAGAAGAAAUAGCACAACUCAGAAAUGAUGGAGAUCAAGAACAUAAUUCAAGUUUUGCUAAAGAGCUGUCAAAAACUGAUGAUCUUUUAUCAGAUGCACAUGUUGUAUCUGACUCAAAAGAAGGGGGUAAUGAAGAGAAAGCAGAAAAGAAAAAUAAAUUGGAAGAAACACAUGAUGGUGAUAUAAGCAGCUUUCAGAGUGUGACCACAGUUGCAAACCACAAACCCAAAAGCAGCUCAGAAGAAAGUGAAAUACUCAGUGUUCAAGAACAAGAAGGGAUUGUGUCUUCAUUUGAAUUAGCAGCACAGUCUUCAAAAGGAAAUCAGGCAGCAGCAGCACUAAUGGCUUCUGUUGAAACAAUUCAUGCCUGAGAUGUAUGGACCUGACCUAUGAAAAUAUGAGAAGAUAUUGUACAGUAUAUUUUAAAUCUAUGAAAUUCAUAGUUCUGAUGCUUUUGGCCACAGAGCAUCAUUUUAUCACUUCCUGGAAAAUGUUUAUUCCAAGAGAGCUUUAAAUGGCCCACGUGUACACUCAACAACCUUCAGAUUGUUCUCCUGAUACCAGCUUGCUGCUACGAUUUCUGUGCACAUAAAACAAAGGCUCUUUUUAAUGUGCAGCCUACAGUCAGAACUUCAUUUGCUAUUCUUCAGAAUUUAAUGUUCUUUUAAUGAUGGAUCAUAUAAGUUUACUUUUUUUGCUUCUUUUAGAUGCAUAACUCGGUUAAUUUUACAUAUCACCACUAAACCUUGUUUUACACUUUUUAAACAUUACAGUUUAUUGUUUUAACAAAUUUAUUUGUAAAAUUUUUAUAUAUAUAUAUACAUAUAGAUAUAUUUAAAAUGUGCCAUUUUUAUUACUGCUUAGUAAGAGAUGUCCUGUUUCUGCUGUAAUGAUUUCUUGGUCAGGUUGCAAUGUCAGCAGUUACUGCCACUCUUCUGUCAACAUAGACAUUAAUGUUAGUGGUUCCUUUCUCUUGACUAAAAUGGAGUGUAGGUAUUUUGAGGUACUGGGCUUUUCCUUCAUGGGGUUGGGGUGUGUACAGCAAUAAGCAGGUUUUCAAUCCAGUACUUAGUUUGUGUACAAAUGUAAUUAUGUUCAUUGUGUAUAUAUUAUACAAUGAGCACAUACGAUGUAAGUAUAAGAAGCCACUUAUUAUUGUUCAAAUACGAAUGUUCAUAUCCCAUUUCUUUUAUAUCAUAUUAAAUAAAUGUUGAUGUUCUUAAGGACUUGUAUGGUUAGUAUUUCUUCCAGCAAACAGAUGUCGCACUGUGUUCCACCUUUUGAUGUGGGGAAUGCAACAAUUCCUACCCCAUUGGCAACAUCACCUGUCAACCAGAGUAGCAGUGACAGACUCUUAAGAGAUCCCAGUCUUCCUCUUCGGGAAAGAAUUAAGGCUACAACACAGAGCAAAACAGACAACCUGAGAAUGAGAUGCAAGAAAUACAGGUUCAGCUCCUGGCUCUCCCAGACUUGUGUUGUGGUACUGGAAUAAUCACUUAGUCAUUCUGCUCCUCCGUUCCCUGCCUGUUUACACGGGAGGUAAUAGCCUGUCUUAGUGGGGUGUGUUGGGCAGUAAUUCAAUAUUUGCAAACGCUGAUUGCCAAGUUCACUGGGGUUAAGGAGAGAAGUGUGAGGAUUCCUGGAGGCUUUGGCAUCUGCAUAGCAUCUUCCAGAAACUGAAAGAAAACCUGAAAUAAUCUGUCAAGUGUUGUCACACUACAGAUGUUACCAGCUUUGCUGUUCCGUCUCUCACAGCUGCCUGAUUUUGCCUGAGACAAAAGAGGGUUAGAAAAGAGUUAAGAGAAACAAAAAUAUUUCACGGAAAGCUUUUGAAUCCUAGGAUGUAAAGCUAAAGAAUCUUUUGCAGGUUCAGGCAACUGCUGUGUGCUUCAGUGCAUGUGUGUGCCAUAAGUGGUGAGGCAAGUUUCACAGGAAGGCAGCUGCCAGCUCCUGUUGGUUUUUUUUUUUAUCAUACAAAUCAUAUCCUGAUCAAGUUAAUAUUACUGUUCUAGAAGCUAUAUAAUUCAUUGUGCUUUUCCACAGAGGAGUGCCUGAUACUGUCUCACAGUUUGAAAUUACUUUACCAUUGCCCCUCUCCCCAAGUAGGAGUUUGUGUUUGUUGGAUUCUUCUGGCACUCCCAGUUCUGCUGCCUGUUCUUCCUGGUGCUCUUUGCCACAAAGAUACAGAGUAUGUCGUCUGGCUACCUGUUGUCCUGCCAUUUUCUCUGCAGAGUAAAAAAAAAUAGGGGUCAGAAUUCAGCAGCAGAGCCUGGAGGGGUUACAGUGGAAGAGGUGGCUGAAGGAAAGAUGAAUGAUGAUGCAGGCAUACAGCAUGGAGCUGAAAAGUUGCCACAUCGCCCUCUUUUUUUUGGAACAGCAGCUCCAAAUUAGUGCAUCCUUCCAUGCAAAAGACAGAGCAAGGAAAAAGAAUAUGAUUUUAUUGCACAACCAACCAAGGCUUAAGUUCAGUGGCAUCACUGGAACACCUGAGGCAGAGCAAAUAGACACACCCUGUUCUCUCCCUAACCCUUCUAGAGAGAUCUGUUUGCUGUCAAGUUUUGCAAUCUCUUUCAGCCCUUGCUGCCAAGAAAAGAAUUGCAACCAAUAAAGGAAAGAAUGACUAAGUGAUUUUUGGACAUUUAUAGAUGUUGCCUGUGUCUGAAACCAUUGUUGGUUUGGUGUAUCUGCAAGGAACAUGCAGUUUAUAAUGGAGCUGGGCAAGGGGGGAAGAAUGAGCAAGUUUUGCUGAACUGUUGGCAAAGACAGCAAAAGGUGAAUGAUGCAGGAAUAUAGUAAUGCUCAUAGACUAUCAUUUCUCUUCCUGUGGGCAAAGGCUGCAAAGACUUGGAGUUUCAUUGGGUGCUCUAUUUUUUUGUCUUACGGAAAAAAAAAUAAUAAAUGUAUGGCUUUGUGUUAUCACAGAGCAUCUGCUGUUUCUUACCUCAUCAGAAUAACUCAUCCCAGUGAUCGUACUCCUGAGAUAUAGAAAUAUCAGAAUACUGAUAUGGUCAGCCUUCAAACAUCUAUUUUAAGUUUGUAUCUUAGGAUAUUUUUAUAUUUCUGACUGAUGCUUUAUUGGCUAUUGCACUGACACUUGUAUAUAUGGAACGUGCUUUUUUUUCAAAAGCAGGAGUCCUUAGGAAUAAUGCAACACAUUCUCUACAGAUGUUCAUGCUUUUCAGAACCAAUUACAUCUAUUUUUGUCUUUUGUUCACCAUUUGCAUUGUUCCAAGGCUACUAGAGAAUGUGAAUCUUCAAAGUCCCUUAAUAAAGUGACAUUACUGAAAAAGUUA